Polychytrium aggregatum is the source of this 2861-nucleotide messenger RNA. RefSeq lists its product as uncharacterized. The transcript has a single exon. Bases 335 to 2638 code for a protein of 767 amino acids. The record is from RefSeq and is a predicted model, not a curated record. NCBI's taxonomy places the organism in Eukaryota, Fungi, Chytridiomycota, Chytridiomycetes, Polychytriales. Gene Ontology annotation, molecular function: protein binding.
GCUGCUUGCCUUCUGCGAUAGGCUCAGCGAUCCUCAAUCGAUGUUUCCCCAAACCUGAUCGGUUGCCUCUCACGGCCGCCUCCCCUUGCUCUCCCGUAGCCGAUUGAACCCUCCACAUCGUGCUCACCAAAUCCGCAGUGUCGGUCUCCAACUCAAGAAACAAGUCCAUUUCUCGUCUGCAUCGCUCAAGUGUGUCAUUGCCAGAAAGGCCGACCCAGUCUCAGAAUCCCUAGCAGUCUACUUUCGACACCGGCUCGCGCCGAUUAGAUCAUAUCCGGGUCCUCGUUUCUAUUUCCCAUCAUCUCUCGUCUACGUUCUCGACGGUUUCAGCGAAAUGAAUCCCGGCUCACCAGUGAUGAUCAGCAUCAUCGAGACGGCGGCAUCGCAUCUGUCGCUCAACGCUCACUCACCUGCCGCUGCGGCCGAUGGUGCCUCCAUGGCCGUCGGCAACGAUGCAACCCGGGCAGAUUCGCUUGCACCCCAAGAUGGCCAUCCUCCCAGUCUCCUCAAAAUCCGCAGCGCCGAGGGUACGUCACUGGACGGGCAGGACUCGGUCUCCAAGAACGGCAAUCAAGAGCUCCAGCCUUGCAAAUCCGACAUUCUCGCUCACGAACAUGCCCGCCUCCAUAACCUCGAUCGCCGGUCCAAUCUCAGCUUCUCGGACAAUCCGGCAGGGGCCGGCCCAACACCGCUCCCGUCAAAGCAAAGAGUCGAGCCAGAUACCGACAGGUUGAUUCUGCUCGGGGACCUCAAAACCCCGCCGGCAUGCACCCCAAGCAUUCGGUCGCUUCAGGAUCGUGGCAUGCCCCGCACAUCAAGCGAGUCCGAGUCCUCCAGAGCCGGCGAAACCGACGUAUCUGUCCUCAAGCGGGGCUCGUUUAAUCCCUCGGGCUCGAUUGUCUUCCGCCAUGUCCCGGGCUCCGGCACAGACUCUUCGCUGGUCCCACAGCGGCUUCUGCACUCACCUCGCUCCAGCAUUGAGAUCCAUACCUCGCGGGACUCGUGCCGGUCCGAGGGAAAUCCACAAUCGCCCAAGAUAUCGGGGCUCAAGCGAAGAAACAUUUCUCUGCGGGCCAAGCCGAGCGUCAAAUCCAACAGGUCCUCGCACAAGAAGGAGAACACGGAGCAGUCACUGCCGCCGCAAUCGGUUGAGAUCAACGGGUGCUGCGACUUUCCCCCGGAGCUCAUCCAGCAAGUUCAAUGCGGGAUGGCGGGAUAUUUUGACUUUGCCGAGUUCUGUGAGCGCCUCAACUCGACCUGCGACUAUCUCGACGGCAUCGUCAAAAAGGCGGCCCGGCGCCAGAAGCGGCUGCAGCGGAAGGGCCUUUCGGAAGCAUGCCCUCCUGGCGAGAACCAGCCCGGCCUCGCCGACGCCGUCGACGGUGACCAGCAGCUCAAGUCCUCCUUCAACAUUUCUGAGAUGGCUGUGUCCAUGAGCCGGAGCAUCUCCAGUCGUCGAUCGACAGCCAGCAAGGACAUUGACAUUUCCAAGCCUCCUGCGGGUCUGCCGUGGAAACAUCCAGCAUGGAGCCCCUUGAGAUUCGUCAAGCGGUACAUCAAGCGAUUUGUGCGUUUUGUUCGGCGCAAGAUCCGAAAUGACUGCGAAGAAGGAGAGCAGCAGCGAGUGGCUCUGCUCUCGGCCAGUGCGCUGCUGGCGAUAUCAAACAUACCUUGUCCACCUGUCCCGGCCAACUGCCAACAGAUGGACUCACUCGAGUUAGCGCUGUACUACUAUCACCAGAAGGAGCCCAACUUUUGUGUGCACUACCUCGAAAAGUCGUCUCAAGAAGGAAAUCCGAUGGGCCUAUUCUUUCUGGGCAUGUCCAACCUUCCUAGCUGGUACGAUGGAUGCGCCGCUGCUGGAGCAGCCCCGGGUGAUGCCGCUCCGUCCUGGGUACCAGCGUGCGGAAACCGAUUCCGGGCGCUGCAACUCUUUCUCAAGUCCGUCGACACCACUUUGAUCAAUCUGCCCUCGGUCAUGAGAUGGCGGACCAAGGGAGAAGUCAUCUUUGAGGACACGUCCAAGUUUGACGGCGAUCACUCGCGCAAACCCAAUCGCCCCAACUUGAUCCACAGCUCCAGCGUCCAUCAAGAGCUGGUGGCAUCCAAGUCGGGAUCGAUAACUUCCCUCUUUGCGUCCGGCGUGCUGUGGACCAACCCGGGGCUGAGGUCGACCCUGGUCCGGGCUCGAUGCGAAAGCGUCGCAAACAACUCACUCUCACGGCAUCUCUUUGGCAGCACCAACAUGGAAACGUCCAUGUCGGCACUAUCAAGCUUUGCGUCCAUGUUCAGCUUCACCGACCAAAGCGGGGGCCGGCGACUGCUAAAGGGCCUCGACGACCUGGAAGUGGCAGCGACGUUACUUCCGAACCCUCUCUACGAGAUUUCCAUGAUCCUGCGAUGCGGCGGCGACGGCGUACCGGUGUCUCGAGCGGCUUCGGCGUACUUUAUGAGCGUCGCGGCUGCUCUCGGCGACACCGAUGCUCAGUACGAGUACGGAUACUGUCUGAUACACGGCUUGGGAGUCUCCAAGAACCUCAUGGAGGCAGCCAGGUGGCUACGACAGGCGCAUGCUGGCGGGCGGCGGGUCGAAGGCGAGGGAUGGAUCUUCAAGAAAAAAUGGGGCGGCGAGGAAUAGCCGAGCGCAAAUGAUGUCGUCUCUGGCCUGCUCCCGAUCCCAAGACAGCCAGUCAUCACAAUCUGAACAUGUACUUUCUUUGCUUCAGCUCUGACUCCAAUAUACUUUGUCCGGACUGCUGCCUGUCCUUGUUGACAAUGGACAGUGCAUCUUCCCAUCUGCACCAGUCCAAACCUGCACCCGGUCGGCCCUGGCUUGCAGACUCUCUGCUCGCUUGGUACUC